Molecule: messenger RNA, 1870 nt
Organism: Zophobas morio
Lineage: Eukaryota; Metazoa; Arthropoda; Insecta; Coleoptera; Tenebrionidae
Product: putative ankyrin repeat protein RF_0381
Exons: 2
Coding region: 111-1778 (555 amino acids)
Biological process (GO): protein localization to ciliary inversin compartment
Cellular component (GO): ciliary inversin compartment
Molecular function (GO): protein binding
Source: RefSeq, a predicted model, not a curated record
GUCUGGUUCGUAAACCACUAAUACGAGUACAACCGUGUGUUGAAAUUUUCGUAGUUAGGUGAAGUUUCUGUUGCACAAUACAAUCACCGAAAGCUCCACUCUCCAAAAAAAUGUCUCGCCACCCCUCCAAGACCGAUCUCCUAGUUACAGCCGUAAAUUCAAACAACUUAUACCUUCUCACCAAAUGCUUGGAGCAUGGAGCAGACAUCAAUGCAACCUGGCCUUUAGCUGACUGCUCCAUUUUUUCAAAAGCUGUGGAAAAAGACAAUUUCGAAAUAAUUCAGUACCUCAUAAAAAAAUCUCCUGACCUUCAUUGCAACACUACUAACAAAAUCACGCCAUUGAUAGUUGCCAUACGAAAUAAUUGUUCUUUACAAGUUAUAGACAUGUUGAUAAAAAGAGGAGCCAAUGUCAAUGAAAAAGACGCAUUUGGACGUACUCCACUGAACGAAGCACUGUCUUUGAACAAAGACGAAAUUGUCCAGUUGUUGCUGGUGAGUGGUGCCGAUGUUAAUCAGUGUGAUGAUUGUGGAAGACUUCCCAUCACUCUUGCAGUAGUUAACAAUAGACUUAAAGUUGUCAAACUUCUGUUUUCCAAAGGUGCUGAUAUCAAUCAGUGUGGCCGCAAUGGGGAUUCUGCACUUGCAUUAGCACGAAGGUUAAAUGACUCCAGUAUUUUGAACUAUUUUGAAAAAAAAAUAGCCGCUAGAACUGCGAGGCAGAAAGAGUUUGUAAAUUACAACCACGUAAAGUCUUCGGGGACAAGAAAAGCUACGAUAAAAUUAGUCCCCAAAGUAGAAACAGUUCCAAAAGAAGAACAAACAUCAGAAGAUGCGCUUAAAGAAGAAACCUUGCAAGACGUAACAAGUUUUCUUCAAGGAAAAAAUGUUAAUCAAACUGACGAUCAAGGAUUCACCCUAUUGGCAAGAGCUAUCCAAUCACAGAACAUCAAAGUGGUCGAGUGUCUUCUUACUUUAAACGCCAACUCUUGUAAAACUGUCAAUGGUCAAACUCCUCUUCAGCUCGCCGUGAAGACACAAAACUUGCAAAUUGUACAACUGUUGCUACAACACGGAGCUGAACACACCAUCCAAACAGCCCUUUUUGAAGCCGUGAUUUUGGGGCACUUACAAAUUGUCAAUUUUUUGAUCACGAAAAAUGUUGAGCUCAAUGUGAUUUACAGAAAUGGGUAUACUGUUUUAACGAAAGCUAUCGAAACUGGGGAUGUUAACAUUGUGAAGAUAUUAGUGGAAAAGGGAGCAAGUGUAAAUAUGCCUGAUAAAAGCGGAAAAGUGCCCUUAAUCAGAGCUUUAGAAACUGGUAAUGGAGAUAUUUCGUCAUACUUGAGCGAUAAAGGUGCCACCAUUAACAACGGGGACAAUAAUCUUUCGUAUUUUCAACAGUUGUUAGAAGACAAUAAUUUGACAACGGUGAAAGCUUUCGUCGAGUUAUUGAAGAUCGACGUAGAUGUUAUUUUUGAAACUGGAUUUUCUCCUGUGACGAAAGCUGUGGAACGGCGGAAUCUACAAAUGGUGGAAUAUUUUCUGUCACGAAAGAAUGAUAUUAAGGAUAAAGUUGAUGGCAAUAAGAAGUGUCCAUUGUCUAUUGCUGCAGUAAACGAAGAUCUUCCAAUGGUGAAGUUUUUGAUAAAUUCAGGGGUUGACGUUAGUGCGGCGAAAAAUGAAAUAGAAGAGUAUGCAAAUAUUUGUGAAGAUUUUGCCAUUUACUUAGAAAUAAGAGAAGGAAAAUACGUAUCAUGGAAGCAAAAUGGAAACUGAAUUUAUGAUUUUGUAAUUGACAGGGUGAAUUAUCUGUGUUAUUAAUUUUACCUAGGGUAGUAUUUUAAAUAAAGUAUUCAUAUGUUGUGGAA